CAUACGACUUGCAGCCCGGAGCCCAGCUCAAAGUCAGACUCCCAUCCCUCUUAAUCCCUAUUCGAAGGUAAAGGGGGCUUUCAUACAUGGCAGCACCCACCUUCGGCUAGUUCCAGCAGAAAUAAUGGAACUGCGCAUGGGAUGUGGAAGGUCAAACGAACAACGCUGGAUCACUUCUGGCAGCAGGUAUACCGACCGAAAUUCAUCCUGAUCGUCCUGAUCGCAUUGCUGGGCUGGACUUCACUUCAAAGAGCAUCGCAAAUUCGGGAAACGUCCAGCCCAACCCCAACAAAGGCGUUAACUCCCGGGUCCUUCAUUCGCCCGCCUGACUUGUCCCUUGAUGCGUGGCUUCACCCGUACGUGUUACCUCCAAUACUUCAGUUGCAUUUGUUGUGGGCGGUUAGGCUGCUGGGCAUGAUCACUGAAGACCAUGUCGAAGCGGUAUCGUUGCAAUCGGAGACGGUGCCGAAACGUGUCCUGAUUCUCAAUGUGGUUAGCUGCGUCGUUGGCUUAAGCUCAAUAGCUUGCUUCUUUUCAGCCUUGGCCUUUCGUGACAUUCUGGAGUCAUUCUGCGUCACGCCGACAAAGUUUGAGACCCCUCUGCUAAAUUUGAGAGCUAUCGUCUUCGUCGAGUGCGUCUCAACCGUGCUCGGUCUGCAAGCCUUGUGGGAAAAGCUCGACUUUGUCAUCCCAUCGCACGUGCGCCUCCCAUCCCCCUCGCACGCGCCCUCCCUUGCAGAGGCACUAGGCAUACCUCGUUCGGUGUCUGACUUUCUCGCUGGCCAAGUUUUAGUCGCGCCAGAACUUGCAGGCUCGCCCAGCCAUCAUAUGGAUGAGCGGCCUACUGCAGGUGUGCAGCACGGGGGUUUCCCCCACACCCCUGCGCCUGACCUUAUCCUUCAACCUGUGUCGGGCACGCAGGCUGCAGCUGAGGGCACCACUGCUGGGGCCCCGCUGACGAUUAAUGGACCAGAGCUUGCAUUACAACCCCAGCAGCAGUGGUCUGUAGCACUGGGAAAUUCAUUGCAUUUCCAAUCGCCAUAUCAGGCAGACCCGCAGAGGCCAGGCAAAGCACCCAAUAGGAGAGGUCUACACGUCAUGGUGGAGACAGGUUGGCUAGUGGAGGCUGUAUCAGCACUUGCCAACCAUCUGUUUGCGGCGAUCCAAUAUGUCAUUGUAAUCAUCUCGCUGCCAAGCUUGUCGCCCACCUCACUGCCGCCGCUUCUGGCGCUCCUCGCCCUGCGAAGCGAGCUCGCGGAGUGCACGAUAACUUGGACGACCGCACGUAGCUCGAUCGAAUGCCUCGAUUUCGUCAAUCACCGCUGGGCUGGUCAACGGGCCUCACAACAACUCCCAGACGACCAAUACCCGCAGACUUGCCCCAUCUGCUUUGAGCAAGUGUUGUGUCCAAAUGCAAGUCUUGCAAAUGUUUCCAACGAAGUGCGCAAAGAAGAGCAAAGGACACGCAACAAAGGAGCUUGUAGGCUCGACUGUGGUCACGAGCUACAUCCAGUUUGUCUCGUCUCGUGGUUGGGCAAGCAAGCCUUCUGCCCAGUAUGCCACGUUGCGCUGUCAACAACGCCUCCGGGAGCGCACCUGCGCACUGAAGCACCCUCCUCUCCGGGACCUUAGGUUCUCUUCCAUGUCUCGCCUUGUAUGUGACUCAUAAUAAGUUGCCGAAUCGUCUGUUUCAUUGUAGCAUACAUAUCAGGAUUCUCAGAGCGUCAUGCGUUCGAGCUUCGCUUACCGCAACGG
Tilletiaria anomala UBC 951 is the source of this 1755-nucleotide messenger RNA. RefSeq lists its product as uncharacterized. NCBI's taxonomy places the organism in Eukaryota, Fungi, Basidiomycota, Exobasidiomycetes, Georgefischeriales, Tilletiariaceae. The transcript has 4 exons. Bases 142 to 1632 code for a protein of 496 amino acids. The record is from RefSeq and is a predicted model, not a curated record.